UUUGACGUUUAUGGUCUUGUCAAUUGUCAUUUCAUUUGUCAAAUUUUUUAAAUAAAAAUAAUGCAUUUGAAAUUAAUUUUGGAUUUUUAAUUAAAUAAGAUAUUCAAAAGAAAUAUGUAGCAUGUUAAUUUAAUGUCUUGAAGAAUAUCUAAUUUAUAUGAAGUCGGAUUAUUAUGUACGGUCGGAGACUCGGGAGUACUUAACAUUGAAAUGUAUUAGUGAAAGUAAUACAAUAUUUACAGUGAAAUUUAUCUUUUUGGUUAAAAAAAAUGGGUAAAACUAGUAAAGUGGUUGUAUGCGGAAUGAAAGGAGUGGGUAAGACGGCUGUAUUAGAACAACUUAUUUACGGUAAUGUGAAUUUAAAGGCUUCGUUUUACCCGACAAUAGAAGAUAUCUAUGUGGCGAACAUAGAGACCGACAGGGGGACUAAGGAACGUGUCUGUUUCUACGACACGGCGGGGUUGGAGCCCCCCCUUACAGGCGAGUUGAAAGGACCACCUCAAUCACCAACCAUGCAGUUGACUUCAAACCAAGUGCUGCAACGGCACUACCUGGGCUUUGCCGAGGGGUUUGUGAUGGUGUACGACACAACCAGGCCUGAGUCACUUGAUGUGUUGAUCUAUUUGAAGAAAGACAUAGACAGGAAUAAAGAUAAAAAGGAGGUGGUAAUGAUGGUGAUAGGCAAUCGAACGGGUCCAGAUGACCUCAACAGUUUAGAAAACACAUGCUCCAAAGCAGCAAACUGGUGUGCGCGUGAAAAAAUACGACACUUCGAAGUAUCGGCAAUGGACCGACCAUCCCUGUAUGAGCCCUUCAUCUUCAUGACUUCGAAACUGAACCCGGUUCAAAAUAAAACUGCCUUCCCACAGCUCAGCACGUUGAGUAAGCUAACACAGAAGAGUAGUAGAAGCGACGCCAUGUAACAUUACGUUUUUAGACUGUGCCCCUUUUGCUACCACCCGUGAGGGUUUUGUUUUUGUAGAAAAAAAUUCAUCAAUUCACUACUCACUGUUUUCACAGAGAGAUUAAGCUAAAAUUGAGAUCCUUAAUCUUCCUCAGUAAACAAUAUGAAAUUCCGUUAAGUACUUCUUGGAAUUCGCGUGUAAAAAUACACAAAAAAUCAUUUUUUAUGGUCCAUCUCAAUUUUUCGUCUAAUUAAUAAUUGCAUUAUACCUCACUGUGAUGUUAAAAUCGUAAUAAUUUAAAUAAAUAAUAAUAAAUAUAACUAUAUGAUUUUAGUUUUCUGAGAAUCUCAUGAAUUUUGAAUAUUUAAAUAAGAUAUUUAUUAUUGUUUUCAGUGUAUGUACUUCAUACUUAUAGGCAUUUUUUUAUUGUUAUUGGAACUUAUGAACGAGUAAAAUUAUUGUACAUAUCAUUUAAAAGUUCGAACUUUUCUAGUUAGCAGCAUUGCUUUUUAAUCAAUUGACAUAUUAUUGUACCUGCUAUACUUCAUUUAUUCGUUCAUUUGGCUGGUGGAAGGCUUCGGCCGUGGCUAAUUACCACCCUACCGGCAAAUACGUACCGCCAAGCGAUUUAGCGUUCCGGUACGAAACCGAAAAGGGGCGUGGAUUUUCAUCCUCCUCCUAACAAGUUAGCCCGCUUCCAUUUUAGACUGCAUCAUCACUUACCAUCAGGUGGGAUUGUAGUCAAGGGCUAACUUGUAAAGAAUAAAAAUAUAUAUAUUUAAAGAAUACGUGUUAAAAAUUCACGUUGCCUCUCGCACGGCACACUUCUCUCGCUCUCCUUUGUUAUGCGAUUUAUUCGUUAUUUAAUUUUUGUAUUUAUUUAAUGGUUCAAAAUAAUGUACUUAUUAUUUUAUAGCAACCACAAAACGACAAAAUAUUACAUAAUAUGUAAUAUGUAAGUAAUCGGUUUAAGUUUGAACUAUGUAUGUAUGGUAAUUUUUUCAGUAUUAUAUUUUAUUAUUUUGUUUUAUGUACUGCCUCAAACUAUUGCAUUGAAUGCAUUAUGUUUAAAAGCUUUACUUUAUGAAAGUUGACAGUAAUAAUAUUAUGUUUAUUUUAUUAUUUUCUACGGAAACUUUUGUGGCGUAAGACAGUACCUCCCACAUUGAAAAGCUUCAAAAACCCUCACGGCCUUAUUUAAAAACAUGGUUUAGGAUUUACACCUCAAAUUUCUACAAAGUAAAGUGAACUUUAAACAUCUGUGUUUAGGUCCUAUUUAAAGGACACACAGGAAGAAAAUUGUGGUUUUAAAGCUUAAUCGAUGUUUAUGAAUAUGGAGGUCGAUGCUCAGUUCACUGCACGACCAGGCACCAGAACUAUUGACUAGACAAUAUUAUAGUUUGUCCAUAUUGCCGAAUAUGUUGAAAAGUAAUAAAAUAAAGCCAUUCUCUUUAUACACUAAUAUUUUAGACAAUAUUGUAAAAUUUUACAGGAAUUUUCUUUCUGUUUUUCAUUUACAUCUACUGUUAUUAUUUAAAUGAAAUGAAAGUAGUUGAUUUUUUUUUACAUUCUUUAAUAAUAGUACAUAUUAUAUUCAAAGCAUUCCUACUGUAUUGAAAUUCGCCCCAUACUUUUAUUUUUACAUCCGUCUAAAAAAAUGAGGGGCAUAGGUAGAUGAAAAAAUAUGUAAAAUAAAUUAAAAAGUUAGAAAAGUAGGAAACUUUUCAGUAUUUUUAUAACUAAUUUUUAGCUUCUAUGUAAGACAGAUCUCCUUUAAUGUUUAAAAUUCUUUAGGAAACAUUAAUUUACCUACUAAUUUCAUAAUUUGUUUGAACUGUAUGUAAAAAAUUGAAAAAAAAAAUUACAAUAUUAUUAGUAUGGAAGCACCUUAACUCCUCGGUUUCCUCGUUUGAGUCUGAAUAAUGAAAUGGACCACACUAUUUUUUUUAGAUCUAAUAUCUAUUUUCAGAGAUAUGUCUAAGUGUAAAGACAGCGGAAUUCAUAGAUAUAUUUCUUUAUUAUAUCUAUGGUGGAAUUAGUAGGUACUUGUACUUAACUCGAAUUUAGUAUAAUAAUAGUUGUAAGAAUAUUUAAAAUGUAGUUAUGAUUAAUUUAUUGUUUUUUAGUGCAAUAUUAAUAUUUUGAGACAUAACUAACAGUGGAAUUCAUAGACGUUGUAAGACACCCCCAGGGGAUCAUUCACCCGCUGAGUGUCAAAUUCUCAAACAAAUAGAGGCUAAAUUCGACACUCUGCAGCUGAUCGAUCCCCUGGAGGUGCCCCUACUAUGUCUAUGAAUUCUACUGUAAAACAUUUAAGAGCUAGGCUUGUUAAUUUACGGAUUUGUAUGAACUGUGAAUGUGAAAAUGUGUUCUAAAAUGGUAAUGAAGUUUGAUGUUUUUAUUAUUAUUAUUAUUAUAAAUAAGUACUUAAAUGAAAUGGUAUCAAAUAAAUGUUAUAGUUUGUA
This is a messenger RNA of Bicyclus anynana (squinting bush brown), 3370 nucleotides long. RefSeq names its product NF-kappa-B inhibitor-interacting Ras-like protein (gene kappaB-Ras). The coding region runs from base 270 to 923 and encodes 217 amino acids. Gene Ontology annotation, molecular function: GTPase activity; GTP binding. The record is from RefSeq and is a predicted model, not a curated record. NCBI's taxonomy places the organism in Eukaryota, Metazoa, Arthropoda, Insecta, Lepidoptera, Nymphalidae. The transcript has 3 exons. Gene Ontology annotation, biological process: canonical NF-kappaB signal transduction.